UCUUCACCAUUCAUUUUAAACUCCCCCACUUCCUCACCACACUUUCCCUCAUUUUGUCUCACUUUCUUUCAUUUUCUCUCACAAUGCAUUACCAGGCAGAGACAAGACGGGGUGGUUGUUACUAUGUGGGUCCGGUGAGGCAGACCAUGAUGGUGGAUCCAUUAGAGAGGGUGGCGAGGCUGGCGGCGGAGAGCGCGGUGGUGAUAUUCAGUGUGAGCACGUGUUGCAUGUGCCACGCUGUGAAGAGGCUGUUCUGUGGAAUGGGUGUGCACCCAACUGUUCAUGAGUUGGACCAAGACCCCAGGGGGAAGGAGAUGGAGAGGGCACUCAUGAGGCUGCUCGGAAACUCCGCCGCCGUGCCGGUGGUGUUCAUUGGAGGGAAGCUGGUCGGUGCUAUGGAUAGAGUCAUGGCUUCCCAUAUCAAUGGCACUCUUGUCCCACUUCUCAAGGAAGCUGGAGCUCUUUGGCUCUGACUCUGACUCUGACUCCGACUCCGACUCUAAUAAUUUCAUCUGAUGACCAUAAAUCUAUUAACUUUUUAACAAUUGCAGUUGUUUUGAAACGGAAUUCUCAAACUCAAACAGUUUUAAAUUUAUUUCUUAAACUCAAGUUGCUUCAUAAAACACGUAUUCGACUGUGGUGAAACUGCUUAAGUUUGAGAAAUAAAUUUUAAACUGCUUGGAUUUGAGAAUUUUGAUUUACAACUACUUGCAUUUGGUAAAAGAAAAACCCUAAAUUCAUAGCUACUAAAUAUAUAAAUAGAAGAACUAACUGAGGGAAAGAAGGAUAGAUGAGAAGUGGGUUUGAUAGUUGCCUUAGCUACUGCUUCUUCUUCUUCUUCUUCUUCUUCUUGUUGUUGCUCCAUUUUGGGACUCAUUAAUGGGUGUGAUUUGAAUCUUGGUGUGUGCAACUGAGAGUGAGAGUUGAUAUUUCGAGAGCACUUAUUUAUUCGUGUUUAAGCGGCUGUUAGUAGUAAUGUAAUUCAUCCAUCGUUGUAUAGUUAGGUAAUCAAUCAAACAAAGUUUUUCCUUUCCUUA
This is a messenger RNA of Camellia sinensis, 1037 nucleotides long. RefSeq names its product glutaredoxin-C1. The record is from RefSeq and is a predicted model, not a curated record. NCBI's taxonomy places the organism in Eukaryota, Viridiplantae, Streptophyta, Magnoliopsida, Ericales, Theaceae.